CAACGUUUGCGCACGCGCUCUACGAACGGACGGUGCUCCGCGUGCAUGCCGCUACCUACAUCCGGUUGAUCUCAACUGUCGUCUGCGUUCUCAUGUAACGCACAUAAUUUCUGCAAAUACUGUGCGGUAAUGGCCCUCAGACGGCCUAUAAAGGCUGUGCUUCUCGAUUUGAGUGGUACGCUGCACAUUGAAGAUACAGUUGUGAAGGAUGCAGUUCGGGCAGUGCAGAGGUUGCGAGAAGCAAACAUCAAGAUUCACUUCAUUACAAACACAACGAAGGAGCCAAGGCAUUUUCUGCACAAACGUCUGCGAAAGAUGGGAUUCCAUUUAACGGAGGAUGAUAUUACCUCCUCGCUCACUGCGGCCAAGUCCUAUCUGCAGGCACGUAACUUAAGGCCUUUACUCAUGGUGUCAGAUGCAGCCAUGGAAGAAUUUCAAGAUAUCGACACAAAUAACCCCAAUGCCGUCGUGGUCGGGUUGGCGCCCAAAAAGUUUGACUUCAAUCCUAUGAACGAAGCAUUCCGGCUUCUGUUAGAUAAGGCUCAACUGAUUGCCAUACAUAAGGCACGGUACUACAGAACCAAGACUGGCUUGGCCCUAGGUCCCGGGCCGUUUGUCACCGCUCUGGAGUAUGCUACUGACAAAGUGGCGAAAGUGGUUGGGAAGCCUGAGAAGAGCUUCUUUGUGGAAGUGUUAAAACGUAUAAAAUGUGAUCCCGAAGAGACUGUCAUGGUGGGAGAUGAUGUACGUGAUGAUAUUGAUGGUGCACAGAAAGUUGGCAUGCGAGGCAUCUUGGUCAUGACAGGAAAGUACAUGUACCUGGAUGAACUGAAGAUUUCCCCAAGACCAUGGGCAACUGCUUCUUCAGUACUUGAAGCUGUUGAUAUGAUACUGAAUGAAGAUAAGCAGCCAAAAUCUACUGUCCCUCUACCGUGAACAAGAUAGCUGAAUAAAUUUUGCUACAAACUUGUA
This is a messenger RNA of Ornithodoros turicata, 972 nucleotides long. Its product is annotated as haloacid dehalogenase-like hydrolase domain-containing protein 2. Gene Ontology annotation, biological process: dephosphorylation. The record is from RefSeq and is a predicted model, not a curated record. NCBI's taxonomy places the organism in Eukaryota, Metazoa, Arthropoda, Arachnida, Ixodida, Argasidae. The transcript is spliced from 6 exons. Gene Ontology annotation, molecular function: phosphatase activity. The coding region runs from base 130 to 936 and encodes 268 amino acids.